UUUGGGCUGUUUAUAGGUUACUCUAAUCAUUUUCACUCUUAUUAACGUUAUUUGAAUUGAAGUAUUUUUAUUUUCCCAAAAAAGUUUGAGUUUUUGAAGUAAUCAUUCAUUUGGAUGGUGUUGAAGAGGAGUUUUUGUACCGGUGAAGAGGAGAAUGAUAAUCCACAAUUACAAGCAAAUCAACAAUCUAAUCAGCGUGUUAAGUUCACCAAGUGUGUGUGCAAAGAUAAGUUAUGGUUGCAAGCAUUUUCUGCCCAGUUGGAGAAUUCAAUCCGAAAAGUGGUCAGGGAGGAAGUAGAGCAGGUUAUAAAACACUCCUACCACUCCAUUUCAAGGUUAUUGCCAAGCCAGGCUAAGCCAUGUGAUUCAAGGAAGUACAAGUUGCAGUUCGAGGGAAAGUUACCUCAGAAACUGUUCACUGGCAACAAGGUAGAAGCUGAAGGGCCUUCGCCUAUCAAAUUGUUCCUUCUUGAUACGGUUUCUGGUCAUCGAGUAACAGACGGUCCACUGUCAUCAGCAAAAAUCAAAAUCUUUGUUCUUGAUGGACAUUUCAAGGCCGAGGAACUAGAGAGUUGGACAGCAGAAGAGUUGGGAAACAAUGUUGUUUCCGAGAGGGAUGGUAAAAGGCCAUUGUUGGUUGGACAGGAUGUAGUAAUUUCUUUGCGAAAUGGGAUCGGCUCUGUAAGUGAUAUCUGUUUUACAGAUAACUCCAGUUGGCAAAGAACCAAGAUGUUUAGGCUUGGUGCUAAAGUUGAAGAUGAAGCCAAAGGAAACCAUGUCAGGGAAGCGGUAAGUAGUCCUUUUGAAGUCAAAGAUCGACGUGGAGAGAAUUACCAAAAGCAUUCGAUUCCAUCACCAGAAGAUGAAGUCUGGCGUUUACCAUGGAUAGCAAAAGAUGGGAAGAUCUGCAAAAGGUUGGCUGAACAUCAAAUUUUCAAAGUAAAGGAUUUGGUGUCACAGUAUUACCUUAAUGAGUCCUUACUCCGCCAAAUUCUUAACGUUUCUCCCAGAAAGUGGGAGACAAUCAUCCAGAGAGCUAAUUCAUGCUUUUCAGGCAGUACUAGCCAAAGUUCAAGUGACUCUGCAGCACCGUUGGACGUUCAUGUUCCUGUUAACCUGCAUCAGUACUGUAUGCCUCAAGCUUACCAUACAGAGGAGCAUAACCAUCAUCUGGAUCAGUCCGCGGGUCUGAACAAUCCCUUACUCAUGGAUUAUUUAGCUGGAUCAUGCUGCGAGGAUGGAAAUUACCUUCCGUCUCUAGAAGAUUCUAUGCUACCGCCUUUCCCUAAUAUGUUCGACUCUGAACCCUCUAGUUUCCGUGUUACAGUCAGCAGCAGGCGGCUUGCCCCUUAAAUAUUUGAAGGGGUAGGCCGGAAAGAAAAGGGUUUCUUCUCUAAUGUUUGGUAUUUUCUUUACAUGUCAAGUGCUAAAUAAUGGUUCUUUUGUGUUGUAACAGAUAUACCCUAUGUUUCCAGAUGUAAUUAGUCUUGGUUCAUUUUGUUCACAUAAAUGUAGUUUUUCCUUUUUUACAUGGAAAAUCACAUUAGUAUAUACUAUAUAGUUGCAUGUGUUGGUAUCCUUAAUGACACAUGGUUAUUGAUGGAUUUCAUAAUCUUCUCGUUAACCUCAUCGAAAUAUAUGUAUCUGAUGUCGUUCAUGGCAAUGAUCUUGUGCAGUUUGUC
Messenger RNA from Spinacia oleracea (spinach), 1682 nucleotides. RefSeq names its product calmodulin-binding protein 60 B. The record is from RefSeq and is a predicted model, not a curated record. Gene Ontology annotation, cellular component: nucleus. Gene Ontology annotation, molecular function: DNA-binding transcription factor activity; sequence-specific DNA binding; calmodulin binding. The transcript is spliced from 6 exons. The coding region runs from base 115 to 1353 and encodes 412 amino acids. Gene Ontology annotation, biological process: regulation of salicylic acid biosynthetic process. Lineage: Eukaryota; Viridiplantae; Streptophyta; Magnoliopsida; Caryophyllales; Amaranthaceae.